AUGUCGUCAGGGGCCUUCGUCGACAGGAUAGAUCCCUUCGCCAAGCGAUCUCUCAAGAAGAAAUCCAAGAAGUCGCAGGGUUCUUCCCGAUAUCGCAACUCCCAGGAUGUUGAGCUUCAGCAGUUGCCUCUGCUUAAAGAUGUUAACGCUGCAGAGCAGGAGGAAUUGUUUAUCAAAAAAUUACGUCAAUGCUGCGUGGCGUUCGAUUUCAUGGACCCAAUGGCUGAUCUCAAAGGCAAGGAAAUUAAACGAAGUACGCUCAAUGAAUUAGUCGAAUAUAUCACAGCAGGGCGAGGUGUCCUCACCGAGCCUAUUUAUCCGGAAACUAUCAAGAUGGUUUCUGCAAAUCUAUUCCGUACAUUGCCACCUAGCGAAAAUCCAGAUUUUGAUCCAGAAGAAGAUGAUCCAACCUUGGAGGCGAGUUGGCCUCAUCUUCAGUUGGUUUAUGAAGUCUUCCUUCGUUUUCUCGAAUCUUCAGAUUUCCAGCCUGCUAUUGGCAAAAAAGUUAUUGACCAAAAAUUCGUGUUACAGUUAUUGGACUUGUUUGACUCGGAAGACCCCAGAGAAAGAGAUUUCCUGAAAACCGUUUUGCAUCGUAUUUAUGGCAAGUUCCUGGGUCUUAGAGCCUUCAUACGCAAACAGAUUAACAACAUUUUUUUGAGGUUUGUGUACGAAACAGAACAUUUCAACGGGGUUGGUGAACUUCUUGAAAUUCUGGGUAGCAUUAUUAAUGGAUUCGCUCUUCCUUUAAAAGUUGAGCACAAGCAAUUUUUGGUUAAGGUGUUGUUGCCACUACAUAAAGUGAAAUGUUUAUCGCUCUAUCAUGCGCAAUUAGCUUAUUGUGUGGUACAAUUUUUGGAAAAAGACGCGACUUUAACAGAACCAGUUGUACGAGGCCUCCUUAAGUUCUGGCCUAAAACGUGCAGCCAGAAGGAGGUGAUGUUCCUUGGUGAAAUUGAAGAAAUAUUGGACGUUAUAGAACCUAACCAAUUUGUUAAAAUACAAGAACCUUUAUUCAGGCAAGUCGCACGUUGCGUGUCUUCACCACAUUUCCAGGUUGCAGAGAGAGCAUUGUACUUUUGGAAUAACGAAUAUAUAAUGUCUCUAAUUGAAGAAAACAACCAAGUAAUAAUGAAGAUUAUGUUUCCAGCAUUGUACAAAAUUAGCAAGGAACAUUGGAACCAGACGAUUAUAGCUCUUGUUUACAAUGUUUUAAAAACGUUUAUGGAGAUGAACAGCAAGCUCUUCGAUGAACUUACUGCCAACUAUAAGUUGGACAGGCAAAAAGAGAAAAGGAAAGAAAGAGAAAGGGAUGAGAUGUGGAAGAAACUAGCCGAAUUAGAACGACGCAAUACUCUCGACCGUAAUGCUCUCGCAGUUUCCUCCAAUAAUCCAGUUCCUGCCACUAACACAUCUAUGAUGCGAACUCGUCCUUGAACUAGUAAGAAUAUUAUUUCAUCUAUUUCUAGAAACUUAA
Molecule: messenger RNA, 1477 nt
Organism: Mycetomoellerius zeteki
Lineage: Eukaryota; Metazoa; Arthropoda; Insecta; Hymenoptera; Formicidae
Gene: wdb
Product: serine/threonine-protein phosphatase regulatory subunit widerborst
Exons: 8
Coding region: 1-1437 (478 amino acids)
Biological process (GO): protein dephosphorylation; signal transduction
Cellular component (GO): cytosol; protein phosphatase type 2A complex; nucleus
Molecular function (GO): protein phosphatase activator activity
Source: RefSeq, a predicted model, not a curated record